This is a messenger RNA of Purpureocillium takamizusanense, 1607 nucleotides long. It is a transcript of the gene TEF4, whose product is annotated as elongation factor EF-1 gamma subunit. The record is from RefSeq and is a predicted model, not a curated record. Lineage: Eukaryota; Fungi; Ascomycota; Sordariomycetes; Hypocreales; Ophiocordycipitaceae. Gene Ontology annotation, biological process: translational elongation. The transcript has 4 exons. The coding region runs from base 101 to 1330 and encodes 409 amino acids. Gene Ontology annotation, molecular function: translation elongation factor activity. Gene Ontology annotation, cellular component: cytoplasm; nucleus.
CAAAAAAAUUUCCACCGUGGCCACCGCUUCGCCUUUCUUUCCACCUCACAAACCCCUUCAACCCAAUCGUCCAGUUUGACCAACUGAGCAAAUCGAAACCAUGGGCUUCGGCACUCUCUUCACCUCUGCGGACAACCCCCGCUCCACCGCCAUCAAGGCGGUCGCGAAGGCCAACGGCCUUGACCUCAAGAUUGUUGAGGCCGACACCACCAAGCCCAGCAUCGAGCACCUUAAGGCCCACGGUCUUGGCAAGAUCCCUGCCUUCCUCGGCGAGGACGGCUAUGCCCUGUCUGAGUGCAUUGCCAUUGCCAUCUACGUCACUUCUCAGAAUGAGAAGACCACCCUUCUCGGCAAGACCAAGCAGGACUAUGCCUCUAUCCUGAAGUGGAUGUCCUUCUUCAACUCCGAGUUUGUCCCCAGCCUCGGCAACUGGUUCCAGCCCCUUGUUGGCAAGAUCCCCUACAACAAGAAGUCCGUCGACGAUGCCUCCAAGGCUGUUGCCAAGGCCGUCACUGUCCUUGAGAAGCACCUGACCCGCCACACCUACCUGGUCAGUGAGCGCAUCACCCUCGCCGACCUCUUCUGCGCCUCGCUCCUGCACCGCGGCUUCCAGUACUUCUUCGGCAAGGAGUGGCGCCAGGAGAACCCAGCCACCACCCGCUGGUACGAGACCAUUGUCAACCAGCCCAUCAUCACCAGUGUUGCCAAGCCGCUUCCCCUCCUUGAGAAGCCCGCCUUGACCAACACGCCCCCCAAGAAGCCUGAGCAGCCCAAGGCUGCCCCCAAGCCCGCUGCCGCUCCCGCUGCCGCCACUGAGGAGGAGCCCGCUGCUGCCCCCAAGCCCAAGCACCCUUGCGAGGCCCUUCCUAAGGCUACUUUCGCUCUCGAUGAGUGGAAGCGCUACUUCUCCAACAACGAUACUGACAAGGCCCUCAAGUGGUUCUGGGAGAACGUUCCCCUUGAGGAGGAGUACUCCAUCUGGCGUUGCGACUACAAGUACAACGAUGAGCUUACCCUGACUUUCAUGUCCAACAACCUCAUCGGUGGCUUCAACACCCGCCUGGAGGCUUCCCGCAAGUACAUCUUCGGCAGCGCUUCCGUCUACGGCGAGAGCAACGACUCUGUCAUCCAGGGUGCCUUUGUCAUCCGUGGCCAGGACCAUGUCGGCGUCUUCGACGUCGCUCCCGACUGGGAGAGCUACGAGUUCGCCAAGCUCGACCCCAAGAACGCCGAGGACCGUGCUUUCCUCGAGAACAUGUGGUCGUGGGAGAAGCCUGUCGUUGUCAAGGGCAAGGAGUACGCCCACGCUUGCGGCAAGGUCUUCAAGUAAGGGCUUUCGUUAGGAUAGGCCUGCCAAUAGGGCAAUGUUGAUGAAAGUACAUGGAUGAAUGAUGAAGAAAUGGCACGGCUACGAACCUAGGUCGUCAGAUGAAAAUUAAUUUACUUUGUCAACGUUGCUCAACUGUUCACGGGACCUCAUGCAUGAUCUUUCCGGCGACGGUGAUGAAUGGCUUUGUACCUGAGGUAUACCAAGACGUCGCCGGCCUGACGAGCCAGCACCUGAGCUAUACGGGAACCGAACUCGGCGAAUCGAGAAUGCUCGCGUU